Molecule: messenger RNA, 780 nt
Organism: Phytophthora sojae
Lineage: Eukaryota; Oomycota; Peronosporomycetes; Peronosporales; Peronosporaceae
Exons: 4
Coding region: 1-780 (259 amino acids)
Biological process (GO): phospholipid metabolic process
Molecular function (GO): phosphatidate phosphatase activity
Source: RefSeq, a predicted model, not a curated record
AUGGCGGACGAGGAUGGCGACGACGUCGACGACUGCACGUUGGUCAUGUUCGCGCUCGCUCUCUUCUUCACCUCCAUUCCCGUCCAGCAGCGCCCCAUCCCGAGCAUCGAAGUGCAGAUCAACUCGACCCGAACCGUUUGGUCCCGAGACCCAACGCUCAACGCUAAGGUGCACGCGGAGCAGGUCACAACAGAGGCCCUGGUCUUCUGGGGCAUGGCCCUCCCUGUAGCGGUUAAUCUGCUCAUGAACUACGUGUUCCCGAGAGCUUGGAGAGUGCGUCUCCUGCUAACCGAGUUUACCAAGAACUUAACUGGUCGAUUCCGUCCAAGCUUCCACGACAUGUGCAAGUGGCAGUACGAUAUCGUGUGGGAUGGAAUCGCGAACUUGUGUACUGACCCUGCCGGUGAAAAGGAAGGCCGCAAGAGCUUCCCAUCCGGUCAUGCUUCGUUUGCGUGGUCUACGAUGCUCGUUCUUACGCUCUAUUUAUUGGGACGAUCGCGUCUGAAUUGCAAAAACCGAAGUGAGUCUGCACUGCGAGGCGGUCGCAAAAUGCUCAAGCUGGUGCUCUGCUUCCUCCCGUCCUUCGUGGCGGCGUGGGUGGCGAUCACGCGCUCCAUCGACAACUGGCACCACUACAGUGACAUUUUGGCAGGCAGUAUCAUUGGUGCGCUCUCCGCUUGCGUUGCAUACAGCUACAACUACGGCUCAGUGUUCAGCUGGGACUCCGCUGGCCUCCCGCGCCAAGCUUGGCAUCGGCGGCGGCAGCUUGCCAAUCGGUAA